ACAGCCAGAAUUGACCGCGUACGUUUCGUUUGUGAACAACUUUUGUGUGCAAUGGAAGCAGCUGAGCUACCACCCCUGUCGGGGCGCAUUCUGGAGCGCAUCUUUCGACACUUGAGUGCAUUCCAGUUGGCACGCGCCCGGCUCACUUGCCGCCAGUGGAACGAGGUGAUUACCGGCAGUCCACAAUUGGUGGCCAAGUUUCGCCUUUCGUUGGAGCGGUUCUUCUGUGGGGGGGAAACGGAGCGGGAUUUUAUGUUGGAAAAUGUGAAAACUUGCUACAGUACUGCCGAUUAUGGGGCAAGUCACCUUAUCCAGGUGGAGCAUGUUUGGGUUACAGUUGGACCGAACAUUCGACACCUGAUCAUCCAUGAUUGCUGGUUGGAUUUGUCAAAAGUGGGCUACAUGUUGAGAUAUUUGCCAAACUUGGAGGAGCUAACUUUUACGCCGUAUUACUUGGAGAGUGAUAUGAUUAAGGACGUGAAGAUUGACUAUCGAAUGGAUAAACUGGCUACACUGACAAUUGGAUCAACGGACAGGAUUGACGAGGUUUUGGACCUGUUCAAACAAAUCUGUUCAAACUUGGUGGUUUUGAGAGUUUGCUGUAAAAAGCAUGAUUGCAAUGAAGAAAAGUUGUUAAAUUUGAUAUUUGCAUCGAGAGACACUCUGCAGGAAAUCAGUUUGAAGAAGUACAACUUUGAAGAUGAAUUCUUGACGAAAAUAUCUUCGAUGGAUCGACUGGAAUUGAAGCGGUUAUCACUUAAGCAAUGUUACAUUGAAAGUGAAGAAGAUAUAUUCAAUCUUUCACUUGCACAGCCACUGCUUGAACACCUCGAUAUUCAAUCAGCGCAAUUGAGAAGCAAUGAGGUUUUAGUAAAAAUUGCGCAAAAUCUACCGUACUUGAGAAGCUUGAAAAUAAACUUAAACAAACUGAAAGGAUCGCUGUUGGACGACUCUCUUAACUGCAUGCCUGCGUUAGAACAUUUGAAACUUUUAAGUGAGCGACCCAAAAGAAUCGACAUCAGCAAGUUUCAGAACUCAAACCUUGCUAAGCUCUCAUUAUCCAGUGUUACACUCACGAUGAAUACCCUAGAAGGAAUUACAAACAAUCUUCCAAAACUAAAGACUCUCACUCUUGAGUGCUCCGAGCACAAAUCUCCAAUACCUCAAAGUGUUCUUGAAUCCCUGAAAUCCCUCAAACUCAAACAAGUGACGAAUCUGGAAACCACAAUUUACCCUACAAAAUCCACCUGGAACCUCAAGCACCUGCAAGUGAUUUCCUGUGACUUAUCGGGAAAAUUACUACAAUCGAUUUGUCAGCAAUGUCCCCUGCUCGAAACAGUCCACCUGGAAUCUACGUACUACGUGUGCGAUCGCGAUGUACAGCUGCUGUGUAGGACGCUGAAACGACUUCGAUCGUUGAGUCUCGUGGACUGUCGACUCGUUAGCGAUGUCACCGUUGAGAACGUGAUCGUGCACUGUCUGAAGUUGGAAUACCUUCGAAUCGAGUACUGUCGGAAGGUUGAGAAAAAUCGACGCUGGUAUCAAACUGAAAUGAAGCCAAGAUUUAAGAUCAGUAUUGGACCAGAGUGCUGGUACAAGGAUAGUUGAGCAGGAAAAGCUCGUAAAAACAACUUUGUAUGAGAAGAGUGUUUGCCAAAUAAAAAAUAAACCCAAAAUAGACAAUACAAAAAA
Molecule: messenger RNA, 1692 nt
Organism: Culex quinquefasciatus (southern house mosquito)
Lineage: Eukaryota; Metazoa; Arthropoda; Insecta; Diptera; Culicidae
Product: F-box/LRR-repeat protein 2
Exons: 2
Coding region: 52-1608 (518 amino acids)
Biological process (GO): SCF-dependent proteasomal ubiquitin-dependent protein catabolic process
Cellular component (GO): SCF ubiquitin ligase complex
Molecular function (GO): protein binding
Source: RefSeq, a predicted model, not a curated record